GGUUUAAGCAAAUCUUCUUCUCACUUCGCUCACGACCAAAGGGUUUAACCGUUUCUUAGUCUUUUUUCUCUUCCCAAAAUGCCCCUCCAACGUUUCCGUCUCCUUCACCGCCACAACUACCGUCUCUCCUCCUCCUUUUCCAACGCCUUUCUCCACCACCACCACUUCCACAACCUCACCCACGACUCUGCUACCCCACAAAUUAAUUCCAACCCUAACCCUAACCCUAGUCCCAUUUCUGCUCCUACUCUCACCCGUACCUACGCCUUCUCCUCCGCCGAAGAAGCUGCCGCUGAGCGCCGCCGUAGAAAACGCCGGCUCCGCAUCGAGCCGCCGCUGCACGCUCUCCGUCCUAACCCGACGCGCCCGGUGGCUCGUGAUCCCAACGCCCCACGUCUCCCGGACUCAACGUCGGCUCUUGUCGGCCCCCGCCUUAACCUCCACAACCGCGUGCAAUCUCUCAUCCGGGCGGGCGACCUGGAUGCGGCUUCUUACCUGGCGCGUCAGGCCGUGUUCUCGAGCACACGACCAACAGUGUUCACCUGCAACGCGAUUAUCGCAGCGAUGUAUCGGGCCAAACGGUACAAGGACGCCGUUGCAUUGUUUGCAUUUUUCUUUGAACAGUUUGAUAUUGUGCCUAAUGUUGUGUCUUAUAAUAAUUUGAUUAAUACACAUUGUGAUGAAGGUAGAGUGGAUGAGGGUUUGAGAGUUUAUAGGAAGAUUAUUGAAACGGCACCGUUUAGUCCCAGUGCUGUGACUUAUAGGCAUUUGACAAAAGGUUUGAUUGAUUUGGGGCGAAUCAUGGAGGCUGUGGAUUUGUUGAGGGAGAUGUUGAAUAAAGGGCAAGGAGCGGAUUCUUUGGUUUAUAAUAAUUUGAUAUCUGGGUUUUUGAAUUUGGGGAAUCUGGAGAAGGCAAACGAGUUGUUUGAUGAGUUGAGAGAAAGGUGUUUGGUUUAUGAUGGGGUUGUCAAUGCUACGUAUAUGGAGUGGUGGUUUAAGCAAGGGAAAGAGAAGGAGGCAAUGGAGUCGUAUAAGUCAUUGUUGGAUAGGAAUUUUAGGAUGACUCCUGUUACUUGUAACACCCUUUUGGAGGUUUUGCUCAGGUGGGGAAAGAAAGUGGAAGCAGAGGCUUUGUUUGAGCAGAUGUUGGAUAAUCAUCAGCCACCCAAUAUCCAGGCAGUGAAUUCAGAUACAUUUAAUAUUAUGGUGAAUGAGUGUUUUAAGCUUGGGAAUUUUUCAGAGGCUAUUGAUACAUUUAAGAAGGUCGGCACACAUCCAAAAUCCAAGCCUUUCAGUAUGGAUGUUGCAGGGUAUAAUAAUAUUAUUGCAAGGUUUUGUGAGAAUGGGAUGUUAGAAGAGGCAGAGAAACUGUUUGCUGAAUUGUGCUCAAAGAGUGUGACACCAGAUGCCACAUCGUAUAGGACAUUGAUUGAUGCAUACUUGAAGGUUGAGAGAAUUGAUGAUGCUUUGCAGUUGUUCAACCGGAUGGUGGAGUCUGGUUUCAGGGUGGUUGUGAGUUUUGGGACAAGGGUAUUUAGUGAGUUCAUUGACAAAGGUAAGGCUGCAGAUUGUGCCCCAAUCUUGACAAAAAUGGGAGAGAAAGAUCCUAAACCAGACUUCUUGAUAUAUGAUGUUGUGGUCCGGGGUCUGUGUAAUGAAGGUUUAUUUGACUUGAGUAGGGAUAUAGUUGAUCAAAUGAUAAGGCACAAUGUUGGUAUUACCCCUGUACUCCGGGAUUUUGUACGUGAGACUUUCGGGGAUGCCGGACGAGGUGAGGAGAUUGAUAGACUUCUAAAUAUGGAUAGAUGGGGAUAUGCUACUACUCGCCCACCACCUCGAAUGAAUGGAUUACCACGAAUGACUGGACAGCAACCAUUUGUACCACAUCAAAUGUCAGGACAGCAGUCUUCAGGACCUAAUCAAAUGUCAGGGCAGCACCCUGUAGGAGGAUCCAAUGGAACGGCAGGACAAUGGCACUUUGGAUCAAAUCGUAUAGCAGGACAACACUCUUUUGGUUCUAAUCAAAUGGCAGGGCAGCAACCAUUUGUAGCGCAUCAAAGGAUGGGACAACAACCUUUAGGACCCAGUCAGAUAAGUGAGCAACAUUCUGGAGGGCCAAAUCAAAUGUGGGGACAGCAGCCUUCAGCCAAUCAAUUGCCAGGGCAAGAAUCUUUUGGACUCCAUCAUCAAACAUCAUCGGAGCGGCAAAAUGUGGCACCUCAAAUGGCAGGACAACCACCAUUAGCACCCUCGCAAAUAGCAGGUCAACAGCAAUCCUGGCAACCUCAGAUAUCAGGACAGCAACCAUCAUGGUCUCAAAUGACACAGCAGCCACCAUUUUUAUCCUCACAAGGAGCAGAACAAAAUGCAUCAGUACCCUCACAAAUGGCAGUUCAGCAACCUUCAUGGUCUCAAAUGACACAGCUGCCACAAUUUGGAUCUUCUCAAGAAGCAGAACUAAAUACAUCAGGACCCUCGCAAAUGAUCAGGUAGUAGCAAUCCUGGCAACCACAAAUAUCAAGGCAACAGCCAUUCUGGUCUCAAGUAAUGGAGCAGCCACCUUUUGGAUCCCCUCAAGUAGCAGAACAAAAUCCAUCAGGACCCCUUAAAUGGCAGGAGAGCCACCAACCGAUUGCAGCCAACAGGUACCUGCUUUUUUUUAAAUACACAAAGUUAUAUAUCGAACGACCUGGUCUCUAAUUUAUGAAUUAAGUUGUGCAAGCAAGAGAACUGCUGCAUUAUUGUUAUGUUCUCAUGGAGUUAUUAUAUGUCAUAUGACAUGAUUCGUUUACUUUGUAUGGGAAACUUGCCAUCUCGAAUUGGCUUAUUUUUGGUAUUUAACAAGUUAUUCUUUGAUA
Mangifera indica (mango) is the source of this 2858-nucleotide messenger RNA. Its product is annotated as pentatricopeptide repeat-containing protein At1g10270-like. Lineage: Eukaryota; Viridiplantae; Streptophyta; Magnoliopsida; Sapindales; Anacardiaceae. Gene Ontology annotation, cellular component: chloroplast. The record is from RefSeq and is a predicted model, not a curated record. The transcript has a single exon. The coding region runs from base 79 to 2493 and encodes 804 amino acids. Gene Ontology annotation, molecular function: protein binding.